CGAUAAUUCAAGUAUCAAACAAAUUCAAUUCAAAGCAUUUGAUAGCUUGAAAAGAUGCCACAAGAAAUUCCACCUGCAGUCAAAUAUAAAAUCUAUCCGGAAGGUGCAGAGGGAAUAGACACGGUUUGGGAGCGGCCCGGAUUCAAGAAGGGAGAGAUAGAAGCUCGAGUCAAAGAUGUGGUCAUUCUGCGUGGAGAACCAGUUCCAAACAGCUACAAAAUGCUUGUAGAGGCCACAUUUGAGCUCCCAAAGAAGGAUAAAAUAACGCAACUCGGACUCGUCAAUCGACAUGGGUUGGUCACUCGUGUUCAUUACGCGAGCCCAUUCAAAGGAGCAAUUCUACCGGGUGACAUCAUCUUGCAAGUGAACGGUACGACUGUCUCAUUCGAUGAGAAACAAUUGACAGAGCAUGUCGACGAGACCACCGGUGGAGCAAGUCUCCAGUCAAAUGUGAAGACUGUUAAGAGGAAGCCAACGACUACACCGAAAACUGAACCUGUGAGAGCACCACAUUCACUUUAUCCAGACUUCAAGGUUGUUGUCGGAAAGAUUUUGAACUCAAAAUCUGAGACAAAGAUUACGGUUCUGGUCGCUAGAUUGAAGAACAGAAUGUCUACGUCUAAGAUUCCAAAUGGUAUCUUAGCCACACAGGAUCACACCAUCGAUUUGGCCAUUCUCUACCAAUUCAAAUACCUGCAGCUUGGUCUGAACGUGCAGCAGGUCGACAGAAAAGUGGUGGUCAACUACACUAUUCCGGAUUCAGUUUCACAUUGUAGUUUGAAUAUUGGUGAAGCUAUUAUUGCUGUUGAUGAUAAACCAAUCAACACUCUGGCAGAUAAUCGUCAACGAUUUCGCGAAGGAUUUGAGGCGAAUGGAUGGAUUCGAUUGUUGGUUGAGUAUCCGAAUACGGAUCCAAUCAAAAAUAUGGUUCGGGGACAGCUUGCAAAUGUUAUGAGAACUGCCGAACGACCGCAAUACUUGCUUUGUGGAGAUGUCCGUAAAUACUUUGUAGAAGGAAUUGAAGCUCUGAAAAAUGGAAAAGCGUUGGCUCCCAUUUUAAAAGAGGAAGAAGGGCCGGGAGAAGUUGGGAAGAAGAAGAGUGAUGCGAAAGUUACCAAAAAGGACCCGGCUGUUGGAUUCAACAACACAACUGAAGAAUUUUUUAUUCCGGCGGAAUGGAACUCGAAGCUUUUCGUUUGGCUCCCGCCGCUGAAGACCAAGGUGACCGAAUCGGCAUCUUCGAACAUGCCGGUUAAAAAAUGAACUUCAUUCUUCUUUAAUAAAACAUUUGACUG
Molecule: messenger RNA, 1295 nt
Organism: Caenorhabditis elegans
Lineage: Eukaryota; Metazoa; Nematoda; Chromadorea; Rhabditida; Rhabditidae
Gene: mpz-4
Product: PDZ domain-containing protein
Source: RefSeq, marked reviewed